Molecule: messenger RNA, 474 nt
Organism: Letharia columbiana
Lineage: Eukaryota; Fungi; Ascomycota; Lecanoromycetes; Lecanorales; Parmeliaceae
Exons: 1
Coding region: 1-474 (157 amino acids)
Biological process (GO): mitophagy
Molecular function (GO): mitochondrion autophagosome adaptor activity
Source: RefSeq, a predicted model, not a curated record
AUGUCAAACCCAGCAGUAGACAUAGCCUCCACCAUCCAAUCCGCCUCCAUAAAACACAACCCUGAUCCCGCCCACGAUCUCAACCCUUCGACCGCGGCCUCCACCAAACGCCCCGUUUCCCCCACAACCUCCAUCGCCAGCUCCGAAAACAGCAUCCCCUCCUCCGCAGUCAAACCAGUCCCUCGCCGCACAAAUCUCCCUCCUCUCCCGGACCUCCGUUUCGAACAGAGCUACUUGGCAAGUUUACACGGGGUGGAUACUUGGUAUGGAAUUGCGUGGAUAACAGGAAGGGACCAGGUCCUGUUGCCGCUUGUCCAGGGGACGUUGUGGACGCUGGCGUUGAGUGGCUGGAGGCACUGGAACAGAGGCGCUUCGUUCAGUGGGCGGAACCUGGGGGGUAAGGUCAGACGAUGGUGGUGGGGGGUAAAUAACUGGAGCAUUCCGAGUAUUCCAGAGGAUGAAGUCAAGGGAUGA